CCCGUAGAUGUUCUGGCCGGCUGCCUCUAAAAUAAAUGGACACACAGUAACGCCCUCCUUCGGCGUUCCUCUCGAUCUCCAAACUUCUUCUCGGAUACUCCCAUCCUCAGCUCCUCAUUCCCUUCAAACAUGAGCCGGCAUCCGACUGUGAAGUGGGCCCAGAGGUGUGACAAAAUCUACCUCACAGUCGAGCUUCCUGAUGCAAAGGAUGUCAACCUCAAACUCGAGCCUGAAGGAAAGUUUAGUUUUUCUGCAAACAAAGAUGGUGUUUCCUAUGAAGUUGAUCUCGAGUUAUUUGAUAAAGUUAGCACUAAGGAGAGCAAAUUUAUUAUUGGGAUGAGGAGCAUUGUGUAUGUAAUUAAGAAAGCUGAGAAGAAAUGGUGGAGUCGAUUGCUCAAGGACGAAGGGAAGCCACCUGCAUUCCUGAAAGUCGACUGGGAUAAGUGGAUUGAUGAAGAGGACGAGAAUGAGAAAGCUAAAGAUGGCAAGGAUUUCUCGGUAUGUUCCAAACUCAUGAUCUUUUGUAAUUUUCAGGAGAUAUUUAGUUAUAAAAUCAUAGAAGUUAUGAAUAAUAUGCACCCCUCCUCAAAAACAAAAAAAAAGAGAGAGGAAAAGAAAAGAGAAUAAAUCAUUGAAUUAAUUGAGCAGAUCGUUAUUGCUUAUUUAUGUGGCAUCUCAAACCAACUAUACUUGUGAGGCCCUUGCUUUUGUGCUGAAUGCUAGUACUUGUUCUUGACCAUAGAGGUCAUAUGUUCCAUUUCAGAAUUGAGUAUGGGUUCAUGACUAAGUCAUUUUGAAUUUCCAAAUGUUCUGUCCGCAAUACAGAACUUCUAUUUUCAAUCUCCUCAGUCAGUUUUGCCUUCAGGUCAUUGGAAAGCAUGAUGGUCUUUUGGUUUCCAGAGUCUUAGAAAAUUUUGAGUGUUUCCUUUACGUGAAGCUCAAUUAGGCAUUGGGGAUACAUGGGAAUAACAUGAUACAUAUUGUAUCAAGCAACGGAUUUCCAUCAAGUUUAAUCUGCUUGAGCAUGUUGGACCUAAGGUCUGUAUGGUCUGUUUCAAACCUUUUCAACAUGUUGCGUCUUAUAAAUUGUUCUUAUUGACAUUAUAUGCCAAGUUGAAUAUGGAGAAGUACUAGUUCUUUAUCUUUGAAUGUAACAAUCUGCAACAAACCUCUCUGGAUUGAGCUAGUAGUGUUAUGGAUGUUCUUAA
Phoenix dactylifera (date palm) is the source of this 1208-nucleotide messenger RNA. The record is from RefSeq and is a predicted model, not a curated record. NCBI's taxonomy places the organism in Eukaryota, Viridiplantae, Streptophyta, Magnoliopsida, Arecales, Arecaceae.